Tachysurus vachellii is the source of this 3023-nucleotide messenger RNA. It is a transcript of the gene c25h8orf34, whose product is annotated as chromosome 25 C8orf34 homolog. NCBI's taxonomy places the organism in Eukaryota, Metazoa, Chordata, Actinopteri, Siluriformes, Bagridae. The transcript is spliced from 15 exons. Bases 32 to 1873 code for a protein of 613 amino acids. The record is from RefSeq and is a predicted model, not a curated record.
AAUGUAGGGUGAUGUUUAAGGAGCGUUUUCUAUGGCGUCUCAGCAACAGUCCCGGAUCCAGUCUUACCUGGAGAGGAAUAAAAUCGGACCCCUGUUUGAGGAAAUGAUGACCAAACUGAUAACUGAGACUCCAGACCAUCCGAUCCCGUUUCUAAUCGGACAUUUACAGACCAAACAUGAAAGUCCAGGCCGGCUUCACCGAACGCUGUCUGGAUCUGCAGCUCUGUGGGCCGAGAGUGACUGCUCAGAAAACAAAAGUAAUCGGCGGGAUUUCAGGAGUUACGACAGAGCCUGGCAGAUUCACCCCAAAAAGCCCAAGAAGUCCAAGAGUGACUUAGCAGUGUCCAAUAUCUCUCCUCCUUCUCCUGAGUCGAAGUCACUGCCUCGUUCCAUAGAAUGUCCCUCAUGGGACUGGAGGUCCAAACCUGAGAGCCGAGACUUCGACGAGCUCAACCACAUCCUGCGGGAGAGCAAGAAGUUGGGCAAAGCGUUGGAGAGCCUGUCCCGAAGUAUUGCCUUAUCUGAUGAGCUUGAUCAGCAACCGCGGCUGUAUAACUCGGUGUUGCGGCCCCGUGUGGUGGGCGAGUGGCUCGGCAGAGAUGAGAACGAUGCCGACCCGUUGGCCGCUGAGAUGCUCCAGCCGCCUGUCCCCAGGGCAAAGAAUGAGGGAUGGAGCAGCCAAGACACCAGUCCUGCAGGGAGCCUGAAAAUGGAGGUGAAGACGAAAGGACUGAGGCAGCAGCAGCAGCACCGGAAGAAGCUCCUGGCGGCCAUGUUGUCUCAGGACUCUUUCGACUCCAUGGCCAGCUCGGCUCCGUCCCUCACCGAGGACGAGAUAGAGGACGAGGACGACGCCAUGGAGCUUCUGGAGGACCUGGAUGACCUGAGGAUGGAGGGGGUCACUGGCCUAGUUUCUUCUGGCAGUAAGUUCAGCCAAGGGCGCAGCUCCUACUGCCCUGAACCGCAGGCCAAAGUCACCCUCAACAUCUGUUCAAGGUGUGCCAGGCUGCAGGGGGAUAGUCUCGCUCCAGCCGGCGCUGAGGAGGAACCAGCACCUCACAUUCCCGAGCAGGCCGUGCCUGAUGUGACAUGUCCAUUACCUGGAGUGACAGAGCCCCUGACUGCCGCCGAGCUGGAACUCCAGAGCUCUUCUCAAGUGUCCUCACCGCGCUACCCUGUGAAGCCGGUGAGGGGCACGAGCCCACAGGCACAGAGACGUGCUCUACAGCUCGAGGAGCUUCUAUUUUCUAAAGAGCUGGAGAACAUGGGCAAGCAUCUUGCUGAGGUGGAGAAGGACUUAGCCAAGCUGGCUGAACAAGGGAAGCUCAGCAGGAGUCCCAUCAGCCCCCACAGCAGCCUGCUGCUUCCCAUGAACCCGCACAUUGCCAAUGCGCUGCCCAUGCCAGGCUUCAGCUCCAAGCCCAGCUCGCCAAGCAAAACUCCCAUGCUGCCGCUCAUCACCAGCCGGACUCAAUCUCCCAGCAACCCCUGCAGCCGAGCCCAGACUCCCAGCAGGCCACAGACGCCCAGCAGGCCCCUGACUCCCAACAGCCUCUUGAUGCGCUCUAUACCCACAGCUAGCCACGGAAACACAGAUCGCAUGUACAGGCGCUCAAGGAGCAGACCGGUUACCCCGACUGGGCAAAUAGCACGACCCCUGUUGACCCCGCCAGGUCUCAGCAGCACGGACAGCUUCAGUCUGCGCAGCACACUGUCUGAGGAUGAGUUUUACCGACAGCUUCAGGCCGUCAGACAGCCUUGGCUCAUCCCCAGUGACACUGAGAGUGAGUGUAUGGAGCGUCCAGAGCAGGACAAGUGUAACCCUGGCGGAAUGCGAGAUGCCAGUAAACGAUCAGUGUUUUCAGGCUUAUAACGUGUCAACGGCAAACAGAGACCCAAUCAUAUUUAUGCAAUCCAAACGGGCAUUUUGAGCAUUGUGAAUAAGCCAGAGAGAGACUUAUUUUUUAUAAUUCCUAUUUAAAAAAAAAGGGAUUGUGUACUUUUUUCCACAGAGGUUAAUAUUUCUUAGAACCUGGCACAUCUGUAUGCUAAAGUACAAAUACUUGAAAUGUUGAGUGUUGAUGUUGAAGAAUGCUGUCUAUCUGCUGUGUUUGAUUUCUUUUGCCUUGUUUUUUUUUUUUUUAGCAUGCUUCCCAUUACUGAAUUAUGGGAAAAUUCUCGACACAUGGCCUUGCAUUGAAGUUAUGUAAAAGAUUUUAUGUGCCAACUGAUUUAAAAAAAAAAAAAAAAAAGGUAUUUUUUGAUAACCCUUUUCAGUAAAGGAAAUGGCAGCCAUGUUUGGCAGCGUUAGAUACAGUAGAUAUGUGAAUGUUAAAGCUUGGUACAGUAGAGAAGCACCCUUAAGCCGGGUUUACGUUGUUACGUUAUAAGAUUUUCAGCCCGAUUUUAUCGCCGUAGACAAAAAAUACACAUCAUUAAAAAAAAAAUUGGUGAACUCGGUGUGGCACAUUUAGUGUCAGUGCAUCUGAAGGCAGGUGACAAAUAAACGUAUGUUUGAAAUGUUUGAGUAGAACCUUACAGAGUGACCGCCUCAUCGAAUCUUCUUUAAAAGUGACUUUUAUGCAUCAACGGAUAGCUACAGUACAAAUACAGUAGUAGCAGCGUCGAAGCGUACAACAUGCUUAUGCUAAUGGAAAAACACAUCUUUAUUACCUCAAGCUCACUUUGAAGACUGUUUCUGUUUUUCCACUCAAGCCUCGCUCAGCUCAGCUUGACCACGUACGCCGGGCGUUGACGUUUUCCUUAAUUGCGGUUCUAUAGCUAGAGAAACUUCCUUUGAGAUAGAAGAUUCUUCUCGUCCAGCAUCUCGUGACAGAAUCGUACAGUGUAAAAGAGGCUAUAUCUUGUAUCACUGCCCUGGAUGACCAACUCAGCAAGCACUCUUCCUACAACGAAUGACAAAUGUAACGUGUAGAACAAGAAUUGUUAUUUUGUACCAAUGAUGCACUAGGUAUAUAGCCUGCUACACCUUGUAUGAUGCAAAUUAAACUGAUUUAUAUGGU